AAACCUCACAGGCUCUUUUAAAGCAUCAGCACGCAGCCUCUGAGACAUACACCUGUAAGCACUGCAAAGAGAGCCACCUCAAGAGACGAAGAAAAGCCAAAGAUCAUGGUGUCUGCCGGGCUUCAGUUACUGGGCACCGCCCUGGCCAUCUUAGGAUGGAUCUGUGUCAUUGUGGUUUGUGCUCUUCCCAUGUGGAAAGUCACAGCUUUCAUCGGCAGCAACAUCGUCACGGCGCAGAUUUCAUGGGAAGGAAUCUGGAUGUCCUGCGUCGUGCAGAGCACCGGACAGAUGCAGUGUAAAGUCUACGACUCCAUGCUGGCCCUCAGUUCAGACCUUCAGGCCGCCCGUGCCCUCACCAUCAUUUCCAUCCUGAUUGGGAUCCUGGGCAUCAUGCUGGCCAUGGCUGGAGGCAAAUGCACCAAUUGCGUCGAGGACGAGAGCGCCAAAACCAAGGUCGGUAUCACUGCCGGCGUGAUUUUCAUCAUUUCUGGGUUUCUUUGUCUGAUCCCCGUGUGCUGGACGGCCCACGGCAUCAUCCAGGAUUUCUACAACCCCUUGUUGAACCAAGCACAGAAGAGAGAGCUGGGAGCAGCACUUUACAUCGGCAUCCAGAUCCUGGGCAUCAUGCUUGCCAUGAUAGGCUGGUUGGGGACCAUCAUCACCUGUGGCAUGCCAAUGUGGAGGGUCACGGCCUUUGUUGGCGCGAACAUCGUCACGGCACAAAUCAUCUGGGAGGGUCUGUGGAUGAGCUGUGUGGUUCAGAGCACCGGACAGAUGCAGUGUAAGGUCUAUGACUCCAUGUUGGCUCUAUCGCAAGACCUGCAGGCUUCCAGAGCCAUGGUAAUCAUUUCCAUCAUGGUGGGCGUCUUUGGAUUCCUGAUGGCUGUGGUUGGAGGAAAAUGCACCAACUGCUUGGAGGAUGAAGCGGCCAAAGCCAGAGCGUGCAUCGUUUCAGUGGUUUUAAUCAUCGCUGGCUUUCUCGUCCUGAUUCCUGUGUGCUGGUCUGCACACACUCUUAUCAGGGACUUCUACAACCCUUUAGAAACAGAAUCCCAGCGGCGGGAGCUAGGAGCCUGUCUUUACAUUGGCUGGGGAUCUGGAGGCCUCUUGUUGCUGGGUGGUGGGCUGCUUUGUUGGAAUUGCCCAUCCAAUGACAAUAGGCCCUACAUGGCAGCCAAAUACAGCCCUGCCAUAUCUGUGAUCCCAGCAAUGGAUUACGUGUGAGAAUAACCUUAAGAU
This is a messenger RNA of Onychostoma macrolepis, 1239 nucleotides long. RefSeq names its product claudin-4-like. Lineage: Eukaryota; Metazoa; Chordata; Actinopteri; Cypriniformes; Cyprinidae. Gene Ontology annotation, cellular component: bicellular tight junction; plasma membrane. The record is from RefSeq and is a predicted model, not a curated record. Gene Ontology annotation, biological process: bicellular tight junction assembly; cell adhesion. Gene Ontology annotation, molecular function: structural molecule activity.